CUCCCAACUGUUGCUGUUCUCCUGCAGUCGCGGUCGAGUUGUUAGUUGUGGAAUUGUCUGAGUUCGGAAGGACGCACGUCACAUUAGACGGAAAAAAUACCUUUAUUUCUGAAACAUACAGUCAGUCACAAAUAUAUCACUUGUUUCAUGGUUAUAGGCCAGAUCCUGAGACAUACUUGAACUGAUAAAAAGGCCUAGAAAUGUACUAGAUUUGCUGAAAAUAAUGUAAACACGUUUGAGGAAUGCAGGAUAUGGCGGACAUGCCGUAGUGUUGCCAUUUCGCUACUAUAAAGAAAAACAUUUUAUUCGGUGUAAACAGCAAGUCUGCCUCCUUAUCUGAAUAAUGGACGCCCAACAAGGAACUCAGCCGGUUCAGCCUCCCACUGUGAUUGUAGUCGAACGGAACCGGGGGAUACAAUACCCUCCUUACAUGCAGAGAGGAACAAAGAUGUUUGGUAUGAACGUGCGGGCGGGAUGCAUAGUAGUCUUCCUUAUAUUCGGUAUCCUGCUUAUUCUGCUCGGAUUUCUGCUGAUUGAGGUCAUCGUGUUAGCCGAUAUGUAUGCUAUUCCGAUUCCAAUCUUGAUCGUUAUGUGGUCUCUAGGAGCCUUCCUGAUCUACUGCUUCAUAAAGGCGAAGAGGAAAUCAUUGCGGGAGUUCAACGCUCUUCCAAACGACCACCCUGACCGCGCGAAGUACAGUAUCUUCACUGAACCCGGGGCCCCGUACCCAGUGGCGAACGUCUACCACUUCCCCACCACCGCCCAAGGACCAAGUGAUGGCAGAGGACAGGCAGCAGUGACGCCAGGACACGCCUCGCCACACAGGAACUAUCCACCCGCACAGGAGGACCCGACUCCGCAGGGAUAUCAUCGACUUCCACACGGUCCCUCUGCUCCUCCACUGCAAGAACCCGAGAGGAAGUUCACUGAUGACCCACCGCCCUACUCGGAAAUCUAAGAGGUCGAUUCUCUUUUAUUUUUAAGGGAAUUUUUGCUGUGAAUCCAUGAUAGUAUUAACGAACAUUUUGUAAUGUUUAUGUUUUUUUUUUAAUGUUGGCAGAUGAAGGUGACAUCGGACAUAUGUAUUCACACUGAGUUGGUUCUCUCUUUUUUUUUUUUUUUUUUUUUUUUUUUACUAAACGAACUUUACUAUAUCAGUCAAUUAUUUUGCAAACUUAAAGUAAAUGAAUAGAGUAUAGUGGAUGAGAGAAAUUAAAUUCGUUAAAAGCAACAAUAGUUAUUUUAUAUGUACACAAGCACAGGAUAUCACACAGAGACAUAGAGGAUCAUAAAUAAGCAAAAAGCACUUCAUUUCGUCUCAAGUUAUAUAAGGGCGCGGGUCUUCAGCUAUCCAGUUGCACACAGGCCUUCUGCACCUCGUUCCGGUAUGAGCGAGCAUCACGCCUACACAUACUACUUUCUACAUGCACCAUGCAAAAUCAGUCAGUUAUCAAUUCCAAUGCUCCAUUUGCCUUGAAGUGUAUCGAUGUUACCUCAAGAAACUUACUUUUUGGGUGUAUCAGUUUACACCUGUUGUCAAUGAAUAUUUUGAGUAUA
Messenger RNA from Penaeus vannamei (Pacific white shrimp), 1557 nucleotides. Lineage: Eukaryota; Metazoa; Arthropoda; Malacostraca; Decapoda; Penaeidae. The record is from RefSeq and is a predicted model, not a curated record.